This is a messenger RNA of Malaya genurostris, 9765 nucleotides long. Its product is annotated as cytochrome b5 reductase 4. The transcript has 6 exons. The record is from RefSeq and is a predicted model, not a curated record. Gene Ontology annotation, cellular component: endoplasmic reticulum. Lineage: Eukaryota; Metazoa; Arthropoda; Insecta; Diptera; Culicidae. Gene Ontology annotation, molecular function: oxidoreductase activity; heme binding. Gene Ontology annotation, biological process: generation of precursor metabolites and energy; superoxide metabolic process. The coding region runs from base 7409 to 9403 and encodes 664 amino acids.
AAAAAUAAUGUUUGUGAAUAAUCGUCAUUUUGGUAUAAAUCAGCUUCGUUGCGUCAAAGAUUGUAGAGGCGUUUUGAAAAUGGUAAAUAGAAGUCAUUCAUAUUUCUACCUUUUCGUAUUUCGAAGUUUGUUUGAUGUCAAUAAAUACUACGGUAUAACAUCAAAAUGGCAGCCAUGAAAUUUGUAAACAGCCUUAGCCAAAAAAGUAGGAAAUCCUGGUGAUCUUACAACCAGAUAUCAGCGGGAAGAAAAGUCGUAGAUCUGGCAAUGAGAUAAACAUAACAAAAAUUCUGACAUCGCUGGCAGACACAAUACUAGGUUCGUGAAAUAAUUGAAUUGACAACAAUGUUAAAGUCAUAUUGAGAGUGUAUACAAUGUUUCAUUCUAGCAUUAAUUAUUUGGUUUUUAGUGAGUUGCAAUGCAAUUCAAAACCAAUAAUAAGGCCAAAAUCUUGCUAAGUUGGUAGUCUGGUCAAAAGGUUUUAACAAAUCGUAUUAAAACAAUUUAAGAACUGUUCUAUUACUUGUCACCAACCAACAACAAACCCGAUUAUGUGAAAGUCGAAUUCUAUGAGCGUCUAGAGCAGACCUACGAUGAGUGCCCCCAGGUCGGAAGGAAAGAAUUCUUUCGCCCAGCUAUUGGUAGGAAGAGUCUCCACUCAUCUGCCAACGACAACAACUUUUGGUUUAUAAAUCUCACCGCAGCCAGAGGAAUGGCGAUCUGUAGCAUCUAUUUUGCGCGUAUGGAUAUCCGUGAACACACCUGGAAACACCCAAAUAGUGGAACAUGCUCCCAAAUCGACAAUGUUUUGAUAUUUGAUGACGACAUUUUUUCAAUGUCAUCGAUGUGCAACUGAAAAAAUGCACCGGCGUAAGAAACCUUAGCACAAUGAGAGAAGCUUGCAGAGGCGGAGAACUCUUUUUCUAGGAACGACGCUCGGAGGUUUUAUAAGACGGUCAACAGCAUGAGUAGAAUGGGUACAUCCGUACCAGUUAUGAUCAACGGCCAAGACGGAAAUCUGUUGACCCACGCUAGACGAAACACGGAAAGCGGUUAGACAGCUUAAAAAUGGAAAGAACGCUGGAAAGGGCGGGCUCCCGGUCGAACUUCUUAAAGUUGAAAGCGAGCGGCUAUACUACGCACUCCACCAAGUGAUCGAAAGGCCGUGUGUACCUUUCAAAGAUUUUCCUCUCCGCUCAAUUUCUUCGGAUAAGGCUGACCUAAUUGUAACGAGCUUAGGCUCGUUUGAAGGCUACCAUUGCUUAGGGAAUCAAGGUCAAAGAUCAAUUAGCUAUCACUUCAAAGGUAACUAGGAAGAUCGAAUCGAAAAAUCAAAACGUCGCUAUUCAGAGAGAAGGGUGAUAAUCGUAUAACAGACGCAACCCAAAAAUUUCUAUUCAUUUCACUUUUUUUCUGAAUACUGAUACUUUCGGUUUCAAGGAUGUUGUCGGCUACGGAAGCAUGAGCGGUGUAGCUCGGCUUUAUUGAACUAACCAAAUCACUCGGAAUGAAUGUGUGUUGAAAGUCAGUCCCAGUUUGCGUCAGAAACUAUCCUAAUGAAAAAGGCGGUUGGGUGAAUACAAAUAAAUCUGACAUGAUUCUUUCACACUUCCUAAUAUAGAUAAUUGUUGAUUGUGUGAUCCAAAACCAAAAAAAAGGAGGAUUCUUCCGAAAAUUUUUAUGACAGUAAUUUGUCACGAUGUUUCCGUUUGUUCAAUAAUACAAAUAGAUAUCAGCAAUAAAAGUAAACUCGGAGGAGAAGCAAAUCGAUUUGAAAGUGAUUGCUACUACAUUUUCUAGUGUUAACUACGAUUAAGCAUUGAGCUUCUUCCGAAAUGUGGAAUAUAUGGUUAGGUUAGUUCUUUACAAACGAAUUUUUUUUAAACAGAAACCAGUGUCACAUUUGUAUCCAAAGUACUAUAAUGUUUAGCGAUCGAGUACCAUUUGGCUACUUCAAAAAAUGGUUUUGAACCAAGUAUAAUGCUCCAUUCUGAAUAGUUUUCGCACAAUGAAUUACGAUUGAAAUUACCACCCCAAUGUAAAAACUUUUUCUUUAACUUCUGCUAUGAUUUCCAAAAGACUUUGCCCCUUUUCAUCAGAAAUGGUUCAAAGCAUGAACUAAUUUACCGCGCGAGCAGCGCCUCUGCAUUUCAUUUCGAAAUCAAUGCAAAUUGACAACCAACAUAUUCUACAACUACAAUUUAAUAACACUGAAAAAAUGAGAGUAAAAUAUACAACAAACAAUAUCGUAGUAGUUUUUACCUUUUUUAUAAAUAUAAAAAAUAGGUAUAGCAUUCGCUCAAACUUUAGAAAAAUUCUCCGAGGCCCGGAGGGCCGAGUGUCAUAUACCAAUCGAUUCUGCUCGACGAACUGAGCAAAUGUCCGUCUGUGUGUCUCUGUAUGUGUGUUAUCGGUUAUCGCUGAAACUGAAGCUUAUUUUGAAGCGAAAGAUAAAUUCUUUUAUAAACAUGGUAUUGAAAAUAUGGAAAAACGUAGGAACCAUUGUAUCACCCUAAAAGGUGAUUAUGUUUAUGAAUAAAAAAAAAUUUUGCAAAAAAAAUGUUGUUUCCAUUGUUAGUCUCGGGACUUAUUGAUCCAUAUGUUACAUGUUUUAUGUCAAAACUUUCAGUUUUUCACAAUAUCUGUCACAAUUGUCCUUGAAAACAGACUAUGUUUUUAGACUUAUAUUCCGCACGGUAAUAGCUAUCCAACAAGCCAUAGAUUGUUAAAAUCCAUCCAUUUUUAACAGAAAUAUCGAUAUUUUUGUGUAAGCCUCUAUUCCAGCAGUAAGAGUUUUGAGCGCUGUAUGACAAUGCAAUGCUUGGAAGCAACGUGAAACACGAUUUUUUUAUACUGUAACAUACAAUUGUUUCUAAGUACCUAGCAGACUGUGUACAGCAUCUUUCUUCAUGACUUUUUGAAUCGGACCGAUUUAGCAUGGUUCGUUUUUGGCAACAUAAUCGUUGACAUGUAAAACAGAUGAUGGCAGCAUUUCCAAGUUAAAAGUAAUUCCACAAUUAUAUUUAUUUGAACUACUUAAAGCAAUAAAUGCUAGAAGAACAUAAUAUCCAUAUACCAUUCGAAUCAGUUCGUCGAGAUCAGAAAAUACGUGUGUAACAAAAAAUUUCAGUCAAUUUUCUCGGAGAUGGUUGAACCGUUUUCUACAAACUCAGAUUAAUAUGAAAAGUCGUACACUCCCAAACAAGGUUCCUGAAUUAUGUUUGUAUCCGACUUCUGAUUGCGGAACCACAGGAUUAUAUGUGAAACAAAAUUAAAAUAAUGCAUCUCAUUUUUCUCGUAGGUGGCUGAACCGAUCUAAGAUUCAAAUGAAAUCUAUGAACCAUCUAAGAUUCAAAUGAAAACUCUUAAGAUCCUAUAAAACAUCUUGCUUUUUAGUCAGAUCCAACUUCCGGUUGGGGGAUACAGGGUGAUUAGUAUAAAAAUGUCUAUUUCACAUAAAUUAAUCAGGUUUAUCGGGUUUGCAGAUUUAGAUAGUCGAUAACCUAAUUUCAGUUUUAGUGGUAGUUCAAUCGUUUUCUCAAAAAAGGCCAAAUCUAAUUUCAAAAGCAAAAAUUCAAAUUAAAGAAUUUAUGGUCCCAUGAAUUUUAUCCAAUUCUGACUUCCGAUUCUGGAAUUACAGAGUGAUAAGUUUUUAAAAUUCAAACCAAUACAGAAGAUUACCAUCCCAAAAAAGCUUCAAAGUUGGACUCAAAACUUUUGCAAUUCAUUGAUAAAAAGAUUCAUCUCACUGCUAGGUGGAUUAAGCACGUUUUUUUGUAGAUUUACUCUGAAUAAUUCUUUGGGAAUGUUUCAAUGGUUCUAAACAGAACCGAUUUGCGGAAUUUAUCCGAUGUUUACAACUUUUAAGUGCUUUUUAUCAUCAUUUAUUCAUCUGGACCAGGAUUCAAGAACAGAAACUGAAUUUAACUAUGGAACAGACUCAGCAUACAGUUGUGAAACUUUGGUUCGGAAUCCAGAAUUUAGUCCAUGAAUUUACUUCUAGAAUUAUGGAACUAUUGCAAGGGGAGGACGCUUAGAACAAUGUGCCAAUCACACAUUAACACAAUGCGUUGGCGCAUUUAUCAAUAUUGGCACUUUCGUUUUCAUACAGUUGCACAGUUGCGGCACACAAAGGGCUCAGUUUUGACAAGUAACUGUUUCAUGGGGAACAGCGUGGCACACUUAGACUCACAGUAUAUCACGUGUUUUUUUAGAGGCACAAUAUAGUUCGUGUUAAGCGACUCUCCCCUUGAACUAUUGUCAUUUUUAGAAUCCAGAUGUUCUAGAGCUUAGUUCUGAACUUAAAUUCGAACCUAAUUGAAGAAAAUUAUGAAAUUAAAUUAUUAAACUGAACUCAAUUCUGGAGUCAAUUCCAAGUUUUCCAUCCCUUAAGCAUUGAUUUCAAUUCAAUCGUAAACUCGCAAACUUGUUAUAUUAUAAAUUUUGGGAUACGAUUUGAAAUACUAGAUGGAAAAUGUUUAUCGCCGUUGAGACAAUAAUUAAAGUUUGUGGUAAGUUUUUACUAUCCUUGAAAUAUAAGCGCAGUUCUUUUUAAUGAUUCAGUCUCACAUCCCCGGUAACCAUGAAGUAGGGACAAAUGCCUGAUCGUGACAGCAUAAAAUCGCUAAAUGACAAUUUAGUCGCUCCUGAGACAGUAUUAAUGUUGCUCAAGUCAACUGCGCAGACUAGAACGAACGAAAUAUAUCAAGGACUAACCUUCUAUUCCUACCGAGUAGGUAACGCAGAAAUGAAAUGUCGCUUACUACUGAUAUCAUACAUUUAGGAAAAGUUUAAUUCUGAAUUAUUUGUGGUUAUGUCACACAGUCGAGAAUUUUAUCAAAAAUUGCUAAUCAUAGUUCUGAUAGCAUGUAGAAAAACCUGUUUUAAUCCACACACCUAGAAAUAAUCGUGUAAAUUUACGUCUUCUGAGACCGACAUAUAUGAGCGUCAAAAAAGACUCAAUUUUACAGUAAAUCUAACUUAAAUUUAAUGCAUUCUGACAUAUUUUUAAAUUCUAAAACAUGUAAAUUUACAUGUUUGUUUGAAAGGCCGAUCAUGUUUGACGUAUAUUUAUAUCAUUCUUGUAAAAUUCAUUCGUUUUACGGAUUACGUUGUUAUGAAUUGUGUCAUAUGUGGAUUUGUGUCUGCUGUAAAUUUCAUAAUUUUUUGCUGUGCACCUAGUGGUGUAAUGAUGCCUUUCUCAUAUCAAUCAUACUAUCAUAUAUAAUACUGUGGUAUUCUUCAAAAUAAUUUUCUUCGAUUCCUUAAAACAAUAACCGAAAUCGGUUUGUUUGACCGUCUGCUGAUAAAAAACUAUGAAUUGGAGAAGAUUUGAGGUCGAUUUAGAAAACUUUUUACGGUUUUCGUCCUUUUCAGUGAUGGUAUACAAUUUUUAACACACUUUACCCUAUAUUUCCGGAUCCGGAAGUCGGAUCCAGAUGAAAUUCAGGAAUUACGUAUGGGACCACAGGACCUUUCAUUUGAACCUAAGUUUAUGGAAAUCGGUCGCGCCAUCUAUGAGAAAAGCUAGAAAACAUAAUUUCAUUUUUUUUGUGCAUUUUACCCCAUAACUCCGGAACCGGAACUCGGAUUCAAAUAAUAUUCAGGAAUUUCGUAUGGGACUACAAGACCUUUCGUUUGAACCCAAGUUUCUGAAAAUCGGUUCAUCCAUCUCUGAGAAAAGUUAGUGCACUUAUUUUCACAAUUUUUUGCUCAUUUUACCCCAUAAUUCCCGAACCGGAAGUCGGGUUCUAAUAAUAUUCAGGAAUUUUGUAUGGGACCACAAGACCUUUCAUUUGAAUCUAAGUUUGUGAAAAUCGGUUCAGCCAUCUCCGAGAAAAGUUAGUGCAAAAAAACGUUACAUACACACAUACGCACAUACACACACACACAUACACACACACACAUACACACACACAGACAUUUUGCGUACUCGACGAACUGAGUCGAAUGGUAUAUGACACUAGGCCCUCCGGGCCUCGGUUCAAAAGUCGGUUUUCACAGUGAUUGCAUAACCUUUCUAUAUGAGAAAGGCAAAAAUAAUGUUAAUACGUUAAAUACAAUAAUAGAUAUUCACGAUCAAAAAUGUAUCACUCUCUCAAAGGGUAAAUUUUGAAAUGGCACCUCAUAGUAAAGUAAGACGUAUUCACGUCAAAAGAAAGACAUACACUUUGAAAAACUUUGAUUCUAUCGUUUAUUUAUCCCCGAUUUUAAAAAACUUCUUUAUUCAGUAUCAUCCGUAAAAUUUCCUCUAAUUUAAUGCAAAUUGAUACUGGAACUGAGCUCUGGACCUGAACCAACCGGAAUGAUGCACUUGCUUUUCUUCCUGCUCAGUCAACUCAGUCAGUCAACAGUCAACAACAUCACGCUAUACCCGUCGUGAUUAUAACAUACAACUGAAAAUGUUAUCAUAAAUGGAUGAUUAUAUUGCCGAUGACAUGUAUCAAAAAUUAUGUUGAUACGUUAGAUAGGCCCCAUAGUAAAGUUCACAACAAAACUCAUUUUGCAGUCUAUCAACUGUAUGUGACGCCAUAACUGAUUGAGAGUUACAUGCUUGCCACGUAAUUUUCACUUGCAACUUCCUCACGGAUAACUAGGACGACUGUAUGAACUUUCUAUGUCCCAUUUAUCUGAUCAGCAGAUAUGUGCUUCAGUGGUUCAAGGGAUACACGGACGCUCGUUGUGAUCUAAUGAUGCUUGGUCCCAUUCGUUUCCAGUCAUUUUUGUUUUUUGUUUAAUUGAUUUUCUAGUUUCAUAAUUUUCAAAUCACACAUGGGAUGCUAUUGUUCCUGAUGGAUGGAUGGAUGUCUUUUGUUACAGCUGAUACAAUAGAAUUUUACUGGUUUCUUUCCCAACUGUGCAGUACCUUAAUUUUCAUCCAUUAUAAAAAUCGUCACACGAAAAUUUUUCAACUCUUUGUAUAGACGCCAAACCAAAAUUAAUCGUACGAUAUGUGUCAAAAUUUGACAGAAUGUGUAUAAAAGUGUUGCCAACGUUGAAAGAAUAAAAGUUUACCGAUUGGACAAGCGCGGGAAUUUUAAAAUGAAAAUUCCGGUUCUUUUUUUAUCGUAAGAUAGCUCGAUACCAGGAUCAACGUUGAAAUGUAAAACCAUUUUGUUACUGCCUAGUGUUCGAUGAGUUAGCAAAGUAAAUAAUUUCCUGAACGGAACGAGUGACAAAUUCCCGAAGCAGUAUGUCCUAUCUGUGAUCCCGUAAUCUGUUGAGCAUAGCAGAAAAUCGAUAAUUUCCGAUUUCCCUGUGGGGCAGUAGAAUAAGCUAUAUCGAGAUGUACUCUUGUCACUCCGAUACGGAUGGUGUAAGCUGUUUGACCGGUUCCUGCCGAUUCCAUCCAUCUGUCCUAUGUUGAGUGUGAGGCAAACUACCGAAGACGAUCGACGGAAGCUUCGGUAUGAGCUUUUGUGGUUGGAUGAAAAUUUUCAAACGGAAGAAUGCCGUUAACAAUGCGGAGGCAGACGACCGUGACUCGGAUCAGUACAACCGGAAUAAACUCGAACAGCAGGACACGGGAAGUGGAAGUAAGAAGUAUGAUAAAUAUAGUGCUGGCAAGUCAAGAAUUGAAGUAAAAAAUCUAGGAAAUGCUGAUACCAAAAGCCAAUCGAAUGUGAAAAGUGAGGAAAAUACCAGUGAAAGCAAAUCCAAUUUGGAAAUGGAAACAGAUGCCAACGAUGGAAAUCCAAGGAAUAAAACCGCCCUAUUGCCGGGCCACUCGUUGAUGGACUGGAUUCGACUUGGAAAUUCCGGUGUCGACCUGGCAGGAUCAGGUGGCAAAGUGAAACCCGUAAGUCAUGCCGAACUGGCUCAACAUUCCACCCAAGACGAUGCCUGGCUAGCGAUUCGAGGGAAAGUUUACAAUGUGACACGUUAUCUUAAGUUCCAUCCCGGCGGAGUCGACGAACUGAUGCGAGGUGUCGGCAAGGAUGCUACCAAACUAUUUGACGAAGUCCACGCUUGGGUAAACUACGAAUCACUUCUGGCAAAAUGCUUCGUUGGUCCGCUACGCAGUACCGCAACAGUCCAUUUAGGUUCAGAUUUGUCUAAAGCGAAUAAUUCACUUCCACCACCGAAUGCAUCUUUCCUGAAACCAUUGACACCAAUAAGUCCCGUAUCGCCAACAACCGGCGAUAACGCAGUGACUCCCCUUGAUGUCCCGAAAGCAACCUCUACCAUCUCGAUAGUCAGUGGUUCAAGUGAUGAAAGCAACAGCAAAUUGCUUCCUGUAGUGCCUCGGUUCGACUGGAUUCAGAAAACGGCCGAAGUGUCGUUCGUCUUCUACACCAAGACGCUAUGCAAUUCGGCUGUCGUGAUUGAGUUUAUGAAUAAUCUAGAAUUCAGCGUACGAAUAUUUAUCGAAGGAAAUGUACUGCAUCGAUACAAAUUUCAAGCGGCGAAUAAUUUGCAGUGGCCUUGCAAUGUGCGACAAUCACAAGAAGCAGGAAAGAUUGAACUUAUGUUCAACAAGAUGGACCCUGAACUCUGGACAACCUAUGGCCAGAUGGAGUACGAACGGAAGGAAAACUAUGAGAUAGAGCUGUAUGAGUACGAUGUUGCGACAAGAAUCGAAAUCGCUCAUGAUUCCUGUGCUUUGUUACUACGACCGAUAAACAGCUUGGUUAUUCAGGUAGUUCCGAUCGGGCACCAUGUAUCCGUUACCGGUACCGUAAACGGAGAAUUUAUAUCUCGCAAUUACACACCUGUACCUGCCAAUGCAGUCCCUAUGGAAUGUCCGAUAACGUGUAUCCCGUUGCUUGUGAAGACCUACCAAACGGGAGGAUUGUCCCAGCUACUGACUCAACCGGUGCCCUUGGCUACGUCCCUUCAGUUAUCGCAACCAAGUGGGAACUUUAUUCUAGGAAAGCUGAAGCAUCACAACCGCGUUGCCUUACUAGCCGCCGGAAGUGGCAUAACACCAAUGCUCGCCUUACUCAACUAUUUGCUGGAAAGAAGCAGCAACCGAAUGGAAUCCAUCAGCCUGCUGUAUUUCAACAAAACCGAGGCGGAUAUCUGGUGUCGAGAGAUGUUAGAUAAUUUAUGCGCAAAGGACAAAAGAUUAACGGUGCGUCACCUUCUCUCGGCGCCACUGACGAGCCCUGAUGGAUCUCCCGAUGCACCAGCGUCCACCCUCGCCCCCGAUAGCGACCACUCGGGUGCAAUUGCUGCACCAUCGUCCAAUGACACUAGCCAACCUACCAGUAGUAACGUCUCGGUGAGACCGGAAUCGGGACGAAUAUCCCUAGAAAUCGCUCAACAACUAACCAACGUGGACUGUCCACUGUACGCAACGUACGUCUGUCUAUGUGGGCCAAAGCCAUUUAACGAGCUUAGCUGUCAUUAUCUGGACCAGGCUGGUCACAACAUGACACAUCUACACUGCUUUCAAGGCUAGUUAGACCGACGGGACGGCGUUGAUGUGAUUUUGCACGAGGAAUGAAGAGAAAUAAAAGUUAAAGUUUGUAAAUUUCGUCCUAAAUGUCCUAAAUUUCGGGACGAAUAAAAUGCAUCUGAUGCCCGAUUUUUUUGUUUUGUAUUAAUUAGUUCUAAAAAUUACUUACACAUCUUCAAUGUUUAGGCAUUUUUCCUAUAAUUUCAAACUCUAUUGAAAAAAAUGUUAGCCAUAGUUUUAAACCAAAAUUCGUUAUUGUUUUACGAUUUGAGUUUCCGCUACUUAAAUUUUAAGAAUCUUUGGAUUCGUAAAGCAGAAAAAACUACUUGUUAAUAAAGUAACUGAUUUAUACUGUGGUUAUUGAA